Messenger RNA from Aphidius gifuensis, 4810 nucleotides. RefSeq names its product mucin-5AC-like (gene Chro). The coding region runs from base 246 to 4481 and encodes 1411 amino acids. Gene Ontology annotation, molecular function: transcription cis-regulatory region binding. The transcript is spliced from 4 exons. Gene Ontology annotation, cellular component: nucleus. Gene Ontology annotation, biological process: regulation of transcription by RNA polymerase II. The record is from RefSeq and is a predicted model, not a curated record. Lineage: Eukaryota; Metazoa; Arthropoda; Insecta; Hymenoptera; Braconidae.
AACACAACCACCAUUGCAUUUUGGGCAUCCAAAUUAACACCGGAACAUUCCCGGGUAAAUAUUAAUCAUCAUAAAUAUCAUUUGAAAAUUACAAAAUUACUAAAAUACAAAUUUUAAAACAGUAUACCUAUUGAAAAAAAAUUUGAUAAUUUUAUUUUAAAUUUAUAACAAAUUAAUAUUAUUUAUUAAUAAUAAAUAUCAAAAUUAAUCACAAGGUCCAAUAAGGGACAUUAAAAUAAAUUAAAAUGGAAGGCCAGGAUGGCCAGAAAGCUAUAUCAAUUGAUCCAAGUACAAUUAAAACAGCUCAAGAUGCUAUAGGACGACUUGAUGUUCUUGUAUGUGGAAAUUGUCAUACUGUAUCACAUUUUGUUGAAGAAUUUCUUGAACACAAAAAUGUCGCUGGAGUUUGUUCAAAUGCAUCAAAUUUUCGUGACAAUGGAAAUAAUGAACAAAAAGCCCAAGUAUGGGCAUUUUUAUUGUGGAAAGAUUCACAAAUACGUAAAGAAAAUCCAGAUCGUGAAGCAGCACAAACAGAAUCAUGGGAAUUAUAUCAAAAAUGGUGUAAAAUGGCAUCAAAUAUACGUGAAUCAUGGAUAUCAGCUGGUAAAACAAUACAAACAUUUACAAAAUUAAGUAAUGCUAAAAUACCAGAUUCACCACGUAUUAUAAAUUCACAAACAUCAUCACCAUUAUCAUCAACAAAUGAAACACCUAAACAAACAACAAUGGUGAUGCGUAAAGUAAUGCGUAAUGGACAAAAUGAAAUUGUUGAUGUUAAAAAAGAAAAUAAAAUUGAACCACCACCAUUAGUACCAACAAAUCAAAAAGUUAUACAUAAUAAACAACAAAAUGAACAACAACAACAACAACCACAACAACAACAACCACAACAAAAACAAGUUAAAAAAUCUGGACCAUUUGUAAGACCAAGAUGUUGUAUUGUACCAAGAUAUAAACCUGGUAAACCACCUGGUGAAAAUGAACCAGAAAAUACUGAAGAAUUUCCAGUUGAAAAAAUAAUGGCUAAACGUUUUAAUACUAAAAAACGUAUUGCUGAAUAUCAGAUAAAAUGGGAAGGUAUUCAUCAAGAUUUUAAUACAUGGGAAUCAACUGAUUGUGUUUAUAAAUGUAAAUAUUUACUUGAAGAAUUUGAUAGAAAUUUAGCUAAACAAAAAGAAGCAAAAGCAUUAAAAGAAGCACUAUUAGCACAACAAGGACAACAAGUACAACAAGGUAAAAAAGUUGUACGUCAAGCACAACAAGCAGGAUCAUCAUCAUCAACAUCAACAGCAACAGCAACUAUAAAACAAGAACCAAUUAAUAAACCAGGACCAUCAACAGCAACAACACCAGGACGUCCACCACGUAAUAGUAAAACAAAAGCAAUGGAUCAAGUUAAACAAUGGUGUGGUUCAAUGAAAGAAGAAGAAAAUGAAUUAUCUGGUAAACGUAGUAUUGAUAAUACUGAUAGUGAUGAUGAGGAUGCUGUUAUGCAUAAAAAAGUUAAAGUUGAAGCAUGUAGUGAUGAAGAUUGGACUGGUGAAUCAGAUAUGGAUGAUAGAAGUAUGGUUGGUGGACGUAGUGAUGUUAUACAACGUGCAUUUAAUCGUGCAACAAAUGUACAAUCAAAUGGUUCAAAUAAUAAUAAUAGUAAUAAUAAUAAAACAACGACAGCAACAACAAUGGUUACAACAACUGAUUUAUCACAUUUAAUAAAUACAUCAAGUGGUGUACAACAAACAAUUGAUACAACUAAAAUACAACAAUCACCAGUUAUGGUUACAAAUUCAAAAGGUGUUAAACUUGAUGGUAAUAAAAUACCACAAUUAGCAUCUGGUGUUUAUAUGAUGCAUAAAAGAGACGGUAUGCUUAAAUUUGAAUCAGCAUCACCAACUGGUAAUAAAAUGAAUGUUAAAAAUUCACAAAAUAAUAUUACUAGUGGUGGUAGUGGUGGUAGUGGUGGUGUUGGUGUUGGUGGUGUACUUAUGGUACAAAAUCGUGAUGGUACAGGAGUUGUUAGAAAACAAGUUAUUGGUAUGUCAACAUCAACAACUUCAAUGACACCAGUUAAAGUUGUAUCAAAAUCAGAUGGUACACAAGUUGUAACACAAAUGAAAGUUGUUGCUAAACCUGGUCAACCAAAAAUACAACAAUUAACACCAACAUUACAACAACAACAACAACAACAUCGUGUUGUUGGUAUAGUACAAAAAAAUGAACCCGUUAAAAUACAACCAAAACCAGAACAUCAACUACAACAACAACAACAACAGCAGCAGCAACAACAAGUACAACAAUUACAAAUUGUCACAACAGUACCAGGUCAAGUGCAACCACGUAUGUCAACAACACCAACAAUAAGACAACAAACAACUGGACAAGUACAAAGAACACCACAAUUAUUACCACGUACAAAUGUACGUGGACAAACACCAACAUCUGUACUUGGUACACGUACACAAACAGUACGUACACCAAUUUCAAAACAACAACAAACAAUGCAGCUACAACAACAACGACAACAACAAAUGGUACAAAAACGUAUUAUAUCAACAAAUUCACCACAAUCAUCACCAACACAAACAGCUGGUGGACAACAAUUACGUCAAAAAUUAACAGUAUCAUCAUCACCACAAGGACAAAUUGUUAAACAACAAAUAAUGACAACAACAACAGCAUCAAAUUCAUCAGUUGUAUCACCAAUGCAAACAAAACAAAUACAAAAAAUAGCACAACAAAAAACACCAACAUCAUCAACACAACAAAGUAUAAUAUCACCACAACAAAAAAUAUUAAUGGCUAAAAAAAAAAUACAAGCUGAAGCUGCAGCAAAUUCAAGUAAAACAACAUUAUCACCACGUGUUGGUACAACAACAGCAACAACAGCAACAGUUAAAACUCCAUUACAAUCAAGAGUACGUGGUAGACCAUCAACAACACCACAAACAACAACUCUACCAAAACAAAAAGAAACAAAAAUUGUUGAAGGUGAUGGUAUACAUAUGGAAUUUCAUGAAGUUGGUGGUUCUGAGGAUGAAAGUGAUGAUAUUGAAUCAUCACAAACAACAACAACGACAACAUCAACAACAACAACAAUUAUUGAAGAUAAUUGUCAACCACCACAAUCUGAAAGUCCACAACCAGAAUAUUCAUUGUGUCCAUUAACUGGACGUAUUAUUGGUCCAGAUGGUGAACCAAUGGAUACAUCAGAACCAAUUAUUGUUACAACACAAGAAUCAGCACAAACAACAACAAUACCUAUAACAAUUAGUACACCAAUGUCAAUACAAACAACUGAUGUAAUAACAACAUCAUCAAACUUAGCGUUAUCAACAACACCAACAGUAUCAUUAUCAUUACCAACACUUGAUUCAACACCAAUGGAUACAUCAACAACAACAACAACAACAAUGCAAUCAUCAACAACUGCUGAAAUUGUAAUGCCAUCAUUAGAUGGUAUUAGUGAGGGUGGUAUUAUGAGAGUUGAAAUGUCACCUGGUGGUACAUCUGGUACUGUUGUACAAACAACAAAUAAUACAAUACAAGAACAAACACCAAUGGAAAUUAAUGUUGAACAAGGUUUACCAUGUCUUGAUGAUACAACAAUAACAACAUCAGCAACAGCCACAACAACAACAGCAACAACAACAACAUUAGAAACACCAACAACAUCAAUAACAGAAGAAACAAGUAUAUUACCAACGCUACCAACAACAAUCACAUCUUCAUGUAAUAUUACAGAUACAAAUACAACAAUAAAUGAUACAAUUAAUAAAACAAUUGACACAACAGUAACAACACCAACAAUAACAUCAGAAGAUACAACAAUAACAACAGCAACAGAUGUAGCAUUAACAUCAGCAACGAUAACAACGACAGCAGCAUCAACGACAACAACAUCAACGUCAACAGUUACAAAUGAUGAUACUGAUAAUAAUAUAAAUAAUGAAAAAACAACAGAUAUUGAAAAAACAAAUGACGAUAAUAAUACAAAUAUUGUUGAUGAUGGAUCAAAUUUAGUAACAAUAACUGGUGAAGAUGGUGUUGUUUAUCAAGUAGCUGGACAAGCACCAGAUGGACAAACAGUACUUGUUGCACAUGGUGCUGAUGGUGAACAACAAUGUGUUUAUGUAACAACUGAUCAACAAGUUGAAGGUGGUGUAUUGACACUUGAUCAUGCUGUUGCUGAAGCUGUUGCACAAUUAAUACCAGAUGGACAAGGUGGUUUACAAUCACAAUUUUAUGUUAAAGAAGGUGAAGAUAGUAACAAUGAACAACAAAUGGUUAUGUCAAUUAUGGAUUCAGCUGCAUCUGGACAAGAAGAUUCUGAUAGUCAAGCACAAGUUGUUGCACAAGUUGUACAAGCUGAUGAACCAACACCUGGUGGCACGAGGAGAGUUGUCCUUCUUCUUCCUGAUGGCAAUCUCAUGAUGACUGAAGUUGAUGAAGAACAGUAUGCUGCACUCGAACUUGACAAGUGAAUAUUCAACUAGCAAUGAAAGCGUAAAUAAAUAAUUCUACUAAAACUUACAGAUUUGACGAAAAAUAAAAUUUAAAAUAAUAAGAUGAAAAAAAUUUAAUAAAAAGAAACAAAAAAAAAACUAAAAAAAUUCAUUGAUAUUGUAUAUAUGUAAGAAUGCUCCAGCGCCCUACAGAAUAACAUAAAAAAAAAAAAAAAAUUAAGAAGAUGGUCUGAACACUACCGGCUGUGCAGGUACCAAUUUAUCAGAUCUCUUGUAAAAAAAAACAAAAAACAAAAUAUGAAUAAUUAACUAAAAAAAAAAAAAGAUUGAAAAUUUUAAAAAAUAUC